CUCCUGCCUGAACCGAGUGGAAAGCUGACUGCAAGCGAGUUGCUGAGGCUAGACAUGGCUGCCAGCCGCCCAGGUCUCUGCAGGGCCUUGAACUCUCCGGGCCCUGCCUGGAAACACACUCCCUCAGGAGCAGAGAGGCGCCUGAAGGCUGAGUACGAUGCGGUGGUGAUAGGAGCAGGACACAAUGGACUUGUGGCUGCAGCGUACCUACAGAGACUGGGGGUGAACACUGUGGUCUUCGAGCGGCGCCAUGUGAUUGGGGGUGCAGCAGUCACUGAGGAGAUCAUCCCAGGAUUUAAGUUCUCCCGAGCAUCCUAUCUCCUUAGCCUACUAAGACCACAGAUUUACAAGGACCUGGAGCUGAAGAAACACGGGCUGAGACUUCAUCUUCGAAAUCCCUACUCCUUCACCCCUAUGCUGGAAGAGGGCACUCUGAACAAGGUGCCCAGGUCCCUUCUUCUGGGUACAGACAUCACAGAAAACCAGAAGCAAAUCUCUCAGUUCUCACAAAAGGAUGCCCAGGCCUUUCCCAGGUACGAGGAGUUCAUGAAUCGCUUGGUGCUGGCCAUCGACCCCCUGCUAGAUGCAGCCCCAGUGGACAUGGAGGUCUUCCAGCAUGGGUCCCUGCUGCAGAGACUCAGGGCACUGUCUACCCUGAGGCCUCUGCUGAAAGCAGGAUGCACCCUGGGAACCCAGCUCCCCCAGUACUACCAGGUCCUCACAGCCCCCAUUUCCAAGGUGCUGAACCACUGGUUUGAAUCUGAGCCUUUGAAAGCUACUCUGGCAACAGAUGCUGUGAUUGGAGCCAUGACAAGUCCUCACACUCCAGGGAGUGGGUAUGUGCUGCUGCAUCAUGUGAUGGGGGGCCUGGAGGGGAUGCAGGGUGCCUGGGGCUAUGUCCAGGGUGGCAUGGGUGCCCUGUCAGAUGCCAUUGCAAGCUCAGCCACUGCACAUGGAGCAAGUAUCUUCACAGAAAAGUCAGUGGCUAAGGUGCAGGUGAACAGUGAAGGCCGUGUUCAAGGAGUCGUGCUACAGGAUGGCCUGGAGGUCAGAAGCAGAGUGGUGCUGUCCUGUGCUUCACCACAGGACACCUUCCUGAAGUUGACACCACAGGAGUGGCUUCCCCAAGCCUUUGUGGAGGGAAUCUCCCAGCUGGACACCCAGUCUCCUGUUACCAAGAUCAAUGUGGCUGUGGACAGACUCCCCAACUUCCAAGCCACCCCCAAUGGUCCUAAGGACCAGCUGAGGCCCCAUCAUCAGUGUUCCAUCCACCUGAACUGCGAAGACAUCCUGAUCCUCCAUCAGGCCUUUGAAGAUGCCAUGGGUGGCCUGCCUUCCCACCGGCCAAUGAUUGAACUCUGCAUCCCUUCAUCACUGGAUCCCACCUUGGCUCCUCCUGGCUGCCAUGUUGUCUCCCUCUUCACUCAAUACACACCCUACACCCUGGCAGGAGGCAGGGUCUGGGAUGAGCAGGAGAGAAAUGCCUACGCAGACAAAGUGUUUGACUGCAUCGAGGCCUAUGCCCCUGGCUUCAAGAGUUCUGUGCUGGGCAGAGACAUCCUCACCCCACCAGAUCUGGAAAGAAUCUUCAGGCUUCCUGGAGGGAACAUUUUCCAUGCUGCCAUGUCCCUGGAUCAGCUCUACUUUGCCCGCCCAGUGCCCCAGCACUCCAGCUACCGCUGUCCUGUGCAGGGCCUGUACCUCUGUGGAAGUGGGGCCCAUCCUGCUGCCUGAGUUCCCAAAGCAAGAGGGAACACUUCCUCCCAAGAGCAGUUUAACAACCUGAAGAGCACAGGAAGUUCACCUGGCCAAGUCAUUAUGUCACACAGCAGCAGUGACAGUGACCAGAGGCUCAGCGACAUGUGAGGUUUAUUGCUCCUGAAGGGAUUUGGCCCAUUCUGGUGGGAGGAAUACCAGAUGUGGCUGAGAAGUGGUGGGCCUUGUGAGUUUGCACAGCAGCUGACAACCUGGGUCUGUGGGAUGCUGAUAGCUCUCUAGUGGAGGAGGCUAGGACACAGGACAGAGACCAGCUGAGCACAGAAUGGCAUUUGGGUGAGGCUAAGAAAGGAUGGGAAUUAAAUGAGAAAACAAAACAGGAGAAAUGUACACAGAUAACAAACCUGGAAAAAUAUAUAACGUUGCCUGGAGUUAACUAGCUGUGAUUAAAGUCAGAUAAUCAUAUUUUACCUGGAAAAUUUGAAAACACCGUGAUAGAAAAUUACCAGUGUGGACUUCCCCUGAUUCUGUCUGAAUUGUGCUAGCUGUGUAAUGCAGGUUGUCAGAUCAUCAGCUCUACAACUGGCCAGAUAUGUCUCUGACUAAUACCAGAAUGUAGAAGAUAAGUUAAAUGAUAUGGAACAAAGGACAUUUGCUUAAUAUGCAGAAAUCUUCCAAAGCAAUGCUUAAGAAAAAAAUAAUAUGGUGGCACACACCUUUAAUCCCAGCACUUGGGAGGCAG
Messenger RNA from Nannospalax galili (Upper Galilee mountains blind mole rat), 2458 nucleotides. It is a transcript of the gene Pyroxd2, whose product is annotated as pyridine nucleotide-disulphide oxidoreductase domain 2. Bases 55 to 1734 code for a protein of 559 amino acids. The record is from RefSeq and is a predicted model, not a curated record. Lineage: Eukaryota; Metazoa; Chordata; Mammalia; Rodentia; Spalacidae. The transcript is spliced from 16 exons. Gene Ontology annotation, molecular function: oxidoreductase activity.